Messenger RNA from Culex quinquefasciatus (southern house mosquito), 4301 nucleotides. RefSeq lists its product as uncharacterized. Lineage: Eukaryota; Metazoa; Arthropoda; Insecta; Diptera; Culicidae. The transcript is spliced from 5 exons. The coding region runs from base 508 to 1269 and encodes 253 amino acids. The record is from RefSeq and is a predicted model, not a curated record.
UCAGUCCUCCGGUGACAGCCAACAGGACCAGACGCGCGCCUCCUUCCGUCAAACUGCUCGGUUCGUCUGUUUUGAAUCGCUGGCGUCGUUUGUCAUUUUUAUUUUUUCAUUGCCGGUGACGUUGUUGUUGUUGCGGCGGUGCGAAUCUGGUAGAUUGCGUUCAAUCUCUUUUGUGGUUAGCUUUUUGUAUCACAUGUGAAGUUGAGUAACGAAAUUGCUUGUGCUAUUUGCCUGAAGUUAUGCUGUUGAUGUGACAAAUGGAAGUACCUAAUCAUUUGAUGGAAGUGGCUUAGAAGUGUGCCAAUCAUGGCCGUAUUUGUUUCCCAAGAGGUAGAAGAUCAACGGCCAACAGUGGGAUGCCGUUUUCAAUGAAGAAGUUUUUCUUUGGAGAGAAAAGUUUUGCUGAAUAGGUGAUAGUACACAAAAGUAGCGCGAAUAAUUUAUCAGAGAAAAAGAACCUCGUCCCCACGUGACAAGUGACGACCGAGCACAGCUGAACACUUGAAGAUGCUUGCAAUUCUAUGGAUUACGUUGGUUCUGGUGAAAACUGGCGAUUUCAACGACGCAGCGACGACGGCGGUCGGCCCAUUCGGCACCAUUCCGGCGCCAGUUUGCGGCCAAAUCCAGCUCAUGAUGGACAACUGCUUUCACAACACCACACCGCGGGUCGUGGCGGACACGCUGUACACGGUGAAAAUCCCGGAAAAUGCCGAUGACAUCGCCAGUCGGUGCCUAUUAUUCAACCGGGGCAUGGAUUGCGUUCAGCACUAUCUGGAUAGCUGCGUGGACCAAAAGGACCGGAAGAUCGUCGAGAACGAGGUUUACGGUGCCAGGAAGCUGUACGAGUUCCUCUGCCGGGAUAAAUCGUUCCAGCGAGAAUUCCUCCGGCACAAAACGUGCUUUCACCACGUGCACCCGGACUGGGACCGGUGCUCGAAGGACUUUGUCACCAUCAUGAAGGAAGAGAUGGCCAAAACGAACGAACAAACGUACAACGUGCAGUACAUGCACUUUUGCUGUGCGCGGUACGGCUACGAGGAAUGCGUCUUCAAAGCGGCCCAGUACAAGUGCAAACCAGAGUCGGCUGUCUUCCUGCAGCGGAUCGCCCGACUACUUUCCACCGAUAAGCACUUCCAGAACUGUGAUAAAAUCGAGCAGCAGAUUUGCUCUUCCGGACUGCGCCACGCCACCACCGGAACCGGCCUGCUGAUGAUGCUGAUGGUGGUGGUUUUGGCGGGCUUGCCCUUGACGAGACUCGAACAUCGAUAAGCACCACACAAAGUGGGCAUUGUAGCCCCACCACCGGCUGUUUAGAUUAUGAUAGAUCUGUGUACCGUCUAUCGAGAAGUGGUUUAUUGACGAAAAUGGUGCUGAGUUGAUGUUAUGCGGUUUUUUCCGGAACGUGGCCGAGAUCAUUACUGCGGCGGAUGAACAAAGUGCGGGGAGUUUUGCGAAACGUAUUGUGAUGUUUGUAUUGUGUGAUAGGAUGAAUUGCCAAUUAGAUAUCGACUGGGGGGGAAUUAAAUGUGGCUUGAUGUUGGUUUUUCAGGAGAGCUAACAUAACGAUAGUAAUGAGGUUUCAUUUUGAACAGUUAGGCAACCGUGAUGGAUUAGCGUUAGUCAGUGUCACAGAGCGUGGCGUUGUAGGCGUAGACUAAAGAAAUUGACGACAUUUUAGAACGAUUUUCUUUUCAUUCCCGAUGGUUAAAUAAAAACGACAUCCUGUAACUUAUACCUGCAUGAUUGUGACUAGUGCAACGGCUUACUAGAAAUAACAUUCAUUAUCUUGUAACGACUUAACUUAAAAAUUUCACCAUGUGUAAAGCGAAUAACGCACGUUUAUGCAAAGAAAUGCAUUUAUUAUAAGAGAAAAACACUUUUUAUGAAAGCAAAUGACCAACAACAACAAAACGUUUGACCUAUUCUCAGAUUUUUGCGGUUUUCGUUAUUCAAACAACAUUUUCAGAUGCAUCAGAGUUACUUGCUAACUUUUAUUUUAGCUAUUUUUAGCUAUUUUUAAAGAAUAUUAAAAAAAAUAUCAUCCGCUUACAAAGCGGACAGCGUAACCAUUGGGCUAAGCCUGCUGCAAAAUAUUUUCAACAGCCUAAUUGGUUGGAGAAUAGCAUGAUUUUAAGCAGGGCACCUAAUUGAGACUCAUCAGCACUUUGACGCUAGAUUAGGAAAGAUCAAGGAGACUCGUUCCUAUUUUAUAUGUAAAUUUAUGACCAACGUUUUAUCAGCAAAAUUAUUUUUUUCGCAAUUUUCAAAAAACGUAAUUUUUUACAACAAAUAUUCCUCAAAAACGUUGCACAUCGCAAAAGAAAUGUUAUAAGUAGAGACUUCAAGUAAAAUAACUAAGAAAUUUCCCAAAGAUAACUGACAAAAUUAUACGUAUCGUCACGCAAAGCUGUUCAUGGCGCUAUUUGAAAUGUUUGAUCGACUCAGUUUGAGGUAAAAUGAAUAUUUUAACUGCUGAUCUUGGGACCAAAAAACCGGUUGAUGAAAAUAUGUCAAUGCCUCAGUGAUCUCUUGUUCUAAGCUUGCUGGGAUUCCUAUCUAGCUUGCACAAGAGAGCACAGAUGCAUAAAUUUAUCCGAUUUGCGAAAAUCAACCGAAGGUAAAGUACCAUGCUUCUCCAUAGAAACAAGUUUCCAGUAGAAUUGGGUCCGAAAAUGAAGCUUAAAUUUGAGAUAUUAUUGUUCUCAAUGAUGAAGCUUAUUUUCCUGAGUACAAUGAUCCUUUGUACGACUGCAUAGGAUUUAAAAUGGAUUUUUGAAUCAAUUUUGAAAAAUUUACUUCGCGCCCCUUCUCGACAGAAAAGCUACUUGACAGUUGUUCCAAUGGGACCAAAGUUGAUCCAUCGAAAUAAUGUUGUCUAGACAAUUUAUUUUUUGCAUUACAAUGAAAAAUAGUUAUCAGAAAUGGUUUUUAAUCAUGUUUUUUACCGUUAUACAUAAACAUUUACAUAGACCCUAUUGUUACGUUUUGCUGGAGGUGCUUUAAGUUCGAUCAAUGUAUCGUAAACUGGGCGAAUCGGGACUACAUUCUGAAUAGGACAGCAGUUUUAAAGCAUUUUAAAGCUUCAAAUUUGGAAAUCAAUGCACUAAUUUAGUUGAUCUGUAUCUGAUCUAACCUAAAUAAAUAAAAAAUAUUAAAAUAUAGUACAAGAAACGCCCCAAAAACUAGAGCACGAAAUGAAAACAAUAACUAACACGUUUUGUUUGUUUGUCCAUUCUGUGCAUUCUCCCACAGUUUGGUUAAAUGUGCUUGCCGGGAUGCCCGAGUUAUAAUUUGGAAAUGUGUUCGGAAGUCGGGCAUGUCCGUGUGUCAAACGCGUUCUGGCCUGAAAUCCCUGUGGCCAGUCGUCGCACUAACAUUAAUUUUCAGGGUGUGUCAAGAUAUCAUGACAAGCUUGAAACUUCUUUUAUGUAAUAACAACAAUGCACGGAGUUUUUUUUUUUGUUUUUAUUGAACAUCUCUGGAUUGGAAUCGAAUUUUGGGGAUUUGUGAAGGUCAUAAAGUGAACUCAAUUUGGCCCAAAAUGCACGUGCGACAAGAUAGCAUGACAACGAUUAAUCGCUUUACUACUUGAAUCAAGAACUGAUAGGGCUUCCAAACACUUGUUUUCAAUACGAAAAGAAGCAGAGAAAAAAAUCUGUUGAAGAUUUUUUGUUGCACAUCUUCUAGAUAAAAUGUGUGAAAUUCAUUUUUUAUACAUUUUUAUUUACGUUUUCUAUUGUUAAUUUGAGUCAAUUUAACAAAACAUUCUAGAAAAUUACAUAUUAAAAAAAAGCUAUUUUGCGAGAUAUAGGAUUGAAAUCAGUUAUUAAAAACUAAGUGAGCAAAUAAGUUUCCAUCAGAAAUUUUGUAAUACAAUUCGUUUAUAUUAGUGACAAGAAAGAUGGAAAUAAAAUCCGUGUACGUGUUUUCCCUUAAAGUGUCAGAAGCUUGCUAAAAUCAAAACGUCUCAUCAUCUGAAUUGUGGUUUGGAUAACGAUUGAAAUAAAAUCUAAAGAGGGAAAUUUGGUGAUUGUUCUUGACCCCGUAAAACGACCAGUCUUAGUACAUUGAGAGUCUAUGCCACCAUACAAUAAACCAAGCAUAAAAUCAAAUAAAAAGUUUCAUCUCUAUGUAGCAAACAUUAAAAAAAAAACACAAAGUUUGAGUAGAAAGCUGUUAUCAACCCGAAACUGAAUAUUUAUCUCUUUAGACUUAACUGGUAGCUGGAUCCAAAUGUUAUGUACCUAGACUUGUUCAAGAUUUUCUUUCAAAUAAAAAAACAAAGCAAAUAAUCAAUGAAA